Molecule: messenger RNA, 2227 nt
Organism: Abrus precatorius (Indian licorice)
Lineage: Eukaryota; Viridiplantae; Streptophyta; Magnoliopsida; Fabales; Fabaceae
Product: L-type lectin-domain containing receptor kinase IX.1-like
Exons: 1
Coding region: 48-2006 (652 amino acids)
Biological process (GO): protein phosphorylation
Cellular component (GO): plasma membrane
Molecular function (GO): carbohydrate binding; ATP binding; protein kinase activity
Source: RefSeq, a predicted model, not a curated record
UAAGCAUAUUCCAUACCAUUUAGAUUAUACUUGCAUCCAAACAACCUAUGACAUCCUCAGCUAUGGCAGCAUGCCAAUACAGUAAGUGUACUCAUCUACUUCCUUACUUGAACAUAACCAUGAUAUUUUUGUCUUUCAUGAUCCAUCACGCUGCUCCUUUGAACUUCAUAUUUCCUCAAUUUCUCAACAAGGAAGAUACUUUGAGAUUUGAAGGAGAUGUUCAUCCAGAGAAGGGAUUCCUCCAACUCACCCAACUCAAGUCUGAUAGUGUUGGCAGGGUUACAUAUUACAAACAGCUACAUGUUUGGGAUAGGGACUCAAGAAAACUCACGGACUUCACUUCCAAUUUCUCCUUCAUUAUUAAACAACCAAACAAAGACCAACGUGGAGAUGGAAUCACAUUCUUCCUUGCCAGCCCCAACUUUCCACUUCCUGUCCCACCAGAUGGGUCUGGUAUAGGCCUUGUGGGCCAAAAACAAAUGGCAGAUCCAAAUUUCAUAAAUGAGCAUCCAUUUGUAGCAGUGGAAUUCGACACCUUUGGGAAUGAUUUUGAUCCCCAAUAUGACCAUGUAGGUAUCGAUAAUAAAACUAUGAUGAGUCCUUACACUGCAGAAUGGUUUACUAUUAAGGAUGGGAGAGUAUAUGAUGCUCAAAUUAGCUACAAUUCUAGCACAUGCAAUUUAAGUAUCAUCUUUACAGGAUAUAAGGAUAAUGUCACAGUGAAACAACAUUACUCCCAAGUAGUAGAUUUAAGAGACGUCCUACCAGAGUGGGUUGAGUUUGGCUUCUCUUCAGCAACAGGAAUAUUAUAUGAGACACAUACACUUUGCUCGUGGUCUUUCGACUCGAGUUUGGACUUGGAAGUGCACAAGGAUGAAAGCAAGACCGGGAUGGUGAUAGGUUUAAGCAUUGGAGCAGUUGUUUUAAUAGUUGGUAUGGGAUUAGCUUGGAUUCUAAGGAUGAAAAAAAGAGGCAAGGAAGAUGACUUCGAUCUUACUAUGGACAGUGAUUUUGAAAGAGGGAGUGGACCUAAGAAGUUUUCCUAUGAUGAACUUGUUACAGCAACUAACAACUUUGGAAAUGAACAGAAGCUUGGAGAAGGGGGUUUUGGUGGAGUCUACAAAGGAUUUAUAAGAGGCUUAGGUGACUAUGUUGCAGUUAAAAGAGUGUCUCAAGGAUCUAGGCAGGGUGUGAAGGAGUAUGCCUCUGAAGUAAAGAUCAUUAGUCAAUUGAGGCACAGGAAUUUGGUGCAGCUCCUAGGAUGGUGCCAUAGGAAAAAUGAUCUCUUACUUAUCUAUGAGUUCAUGUCAAAUGGAAGCCUAGACUCCCAUUUGUUUGGAGGCAAAAGAAUCCUGACAUGGGCAGCAAGAUAUAACAUUGUUGGGGGCCUAGCCUCAGCAUUAUUGUACCUACAUGAAGAAUGGGAGCAAUGUGUGCUACAUAGGGACAUAAAAUCAAGCAAUGUUAUGUUGGAUUCAAAUUUUAAUGCAAAGCUUGGCGACUUUGGAUUAGCUAGAUUGGUGGAUCAUGGCAAAGCGUCACAAACAACAACUUUAGCUGGAACAAUGGGAUAUAUGGCUCCUGAAUCUGCCACCAGAGGUAAGGCUAGUAGAGAGUCGGAUGUAUACAGUUUUGGCGUUGUUGUUUUGGAGAUAACUUGUGGAAGAAAACCAAUUGAACUAAAAGCCAGUGAGGAACAAAUUAUUAUGGUAGAAUGGGUUUGGGAACUCUAUGGAAUGAGUAAUCUAAUAGAAGCAGCUGAUCCAAGAUUGUGUGGAGACUUUGAUGAACAAGAAAUGGAAAGGUUAAUGAUAGUUGGCCUAUGGUGUGUUUACCCGGAUUAUUGUUUGAGGCCUACAAUUAGAGAAGCAAUUCAUGUACUCAACUCUGAAGCUCCGUUGCCCACUCUCCCACCAAAGAUGCCUAAACCCACCUACAUUGUUCCUUCACUUACUGCGUAUUCAAACUCUACAUCAUCUAGUUCCAGUGCUUUUGGGCCUACUUAAACCGAGCUUUUAUCAAAAAACUCUUACACUAGCUCGUCAGAAUCCGAACCAUUUGCUGCACUUCGGCAUAAUAAUUGACAUGUAAUGUGCAUUUUAACAUGUAACCCUUUUUUAAGUAGAAAUUAUUGUUGUAGUUAUAUAAUCUCCAUCGAUAAAUCAUUUUUUAUAAGGUCCGUAUUAUUUUUCUGACUUCAUAAAUAACAUAAAUAAAAUAUUAUGUU